Knipowitschia caucasica is the source of this 2088-nucleotide messenger RNA. The record is from the annotation of a GenBank genome assembly. Lineage: Eukaryota; Metazoa; Chordata; Actinopteri; Gobiiformes; Gobiidae.
AUGUCAGACUGGGAGGAUGACUGCUGGAAUGGCGCUGUGAUUGCUCAGGUCAAGCCUAAAACAGAACUUGCUUUAUGGGAUAACCCUGGCAAAAGUUGGGAGAGAGACAAUGUCUCAUUUGGUGGAAAAGGUGGCAGAAGAUUUGCGAGCGAAGAUGGCCCCCAGGAGCGGAGCUGGAGGAGCGAGAGGCCUCCCAGCCGCGGCCGGGAUUACGGAGCUCCUUCCUGGCGGCCUGGACCUGACGGCGGCAGCUCAACAGCCGUGACCAUUUUUGUGGAACAGGGCUUGGUCGGUAGAGUCAUUGGACGAGGAGGAAGUAAAAUCCGUGAACUUGAGGAAACCUCGGGUGCUAGAAUUAAGAUUAAUAAAGGAGAGAGUGAAGGUGAAGUUUCCAUUUUUGGUACACCCUCUGCCCAGCAAAAAGCCAAGGAAAUGAUCGAAGAGCUUGUGUCCAAUGGCCAGACAUACAUACGGAAUGGAAAUGACUAUGGUGGUGGUGGUAGUCGUGGUGGGGAAGGAGGUGGCUCCGUUUGGUCAAAUUCCCAGGUGGAAUCUGCUGGUGUGGCCCCAGUUGAACCACAGAUUGACUGGAACUCCAUAAGAGAAAACAAGGACAAGUUUGAGGAACUCAAGUGGCAGGGUCUUCCACCACUGAAAAAAAACUUCUAUAAGGAGUCUAAAUGUGUGUCCAUGUUGACAGCUGAAGAGGUCAGCGAGUGGAGGCAAGCAAACAAUAAUGUAUUUGUAGAUGACCUAAAGGAUGAAGGAGAAAAACGUCAAAUUCCUAAUCCCUGUCGCACUUUCCUGGAGGCUUUUGAGGAUUACCCAUUGUGUAUGGAAAACAUUGAGCGGGUUGGCUUUGUUAAGCCUACGCCUAUACAGUCCCAAGCAUGGCCUGUGCUGCUGUCAGGAGAGGACCUCAUAGCCAUUGCACAGACGGGAACUGGCAAAACACUGGCAUACCUGCUGCCUGGCUUCAUUCAUAUGGAUGGACAGACCGUUUCCAAAAGUGAGCGAGGUGGCCCAGGUAUGCUGGUUUUGACUCCCACCAGAGAGUUGGCUUUACAGAUUGAGGCAGAGUGUGGCAAAUACCAAUACAAGGACUACAAAAGUGUCUGCAUUUAUGGAGGAGGGGACAGACGGGGUCAGAUCAACCUGGUCAGAGGCGGAGUGGAUAUUGUGAUAGCGACGCCAGGCAGACUCAAUGAUCUACAGAUGAACGAACUCAUCAACCUACGUUCCAUCACCUACUUGGUCCUUGAUGAAGCAGACAGAAUGUUGGACAUGGGCUUUGAACCGCAGAUAAUGAAGAUUAUUCUUGACAUCAGACCAGAUCGUCAAACUGUUAUGACAAGUGCCACCUGGCCCACUGGAGUUCGGCGACUUGCCAAAUCUUAUUUGAAGAACCCCAUGAUGGUUUAUGUGGGCACGUUGGACUUGGCAGCAGUCAACACUGUGGAGCAAAACAUUGUGAUUUUGGCUGAAGAUGAGAAAAAGGCGUUUUUGUUUGAGUUUAUCAGAAGUAUGAAGCCAGAGGAUAAAGCCAUUAUUUUUGUUGGAAAGAAAAUUAUGGCGGACGAUCUGUCGAGUGACAUGUGCCUGAAGGGUCUUGCAGUUCAGAGUCUCCAUGGUGACCGUGAGCAGUGCGACAGGGAAGAAGCACUCAAGGAUUUUAAAAACAGCAGAGUCCGUAUCCUCGUGGCCACUGACCUUGCAUCUAGAGGGUUAGAUGUUGUCGACAUCACACAUGUCUUCAACUUUGAUUUUCCCCGAAAUAUAGAGGAAUAUGUUCAUCGUGUUGGUCGCACAGGACGAGCUGGACGGUCAGGUACGGCCAUUACUUUGGUCACAAGAGACAACUGGAGAAUGGCCCCAGAGUUGAUUCACAUUCUGGAGCGAGCUGGACAGGAGGUUCCUACAGAGUUGGUGCUGAUGGCAGAAAGGUACGAAAAGCACAAACGAGAGAGGGACAUGUUUCCACGAGAAACACGUGGUGGAGGAGGAGGAGGAGGAGGAGGAAGAGGAGGAGGAGGCUUUAGAGACGGCGGGAGAAGUCGCAGAGAUCGGGACCAAAACUGGGCAUUCUAA